AUGGCUCUACCACACCUCAAGUGGGUUUCAGACUGGCUCAGGGUGUGCUCAGUGCCUGGCUGUUUCUUGCAAGAUCUCUCAAAUCCGGCUUCCCACUACGUGAAGUAUUUCAAGAAAAAUAAAGAGGAGCUGGCACAGAAGCUCUACUGUCUGUAUAAUAGUACCAUCUUUGAGCAGAAGUUACCAGAGAAAAUGGCAAUAAUCUGGAAUAAGAAAAUGAGAAAAACAGCAGGAUAUUGUGUAACUGGGCAGACAGAAGGUCCUGAAGCAAAGCGUUAUGCUCGCAUAGAACUUUCUGAGAAAGUCUGUGACUCUGCAGAUCGUCUUCGAGACACGCUAAUUCAUGAGGCUUGCCAUGCAGCCACCUGGCUGAUCAAUGGUGUUCGCGAUGGACAUGGACAAUUCUGGAGAUUCUAUGCCAAUAAAUCAGCUGUGAUUCAUCCGGAACUGCCAGUGGUAACACGAUGCCAUAGCUAUGAGAUUAAUUACAAAUUCAUCUAUGAGUGUGUUGUGUGCAAAGCUACGAUUGGACGUCAUUCCAAGUCUCUGGACACAGAGUGCUUCGUGUGUGCAUUCUGCGGGGGGCAGCUGGUCCUGAGUCAGCCCACUCGGAAGGGUGGCACUCCUGCUAGGACACAUCUAAUGCCCUUUGCAAAGUAUGUGAAAGAAAACUACGGACUUACUAGAAGAGAGCAGCAUGGGCUAAGUCAUGCAGAAGUCAUGCGGAAACUCAGUGCUGAUUUUGCUUUAAAAACUAGGCUUCAAGAUUCCUUGUAA
Messenger RNA from Nipponia nippon (crested ibis), 777 nucleotides. The record is from RefSeq and is a predicted model, not a curated record. Lineage: Eukaryota; Metazoa; Chordata; Aves; Pelecaniformes; Threskiornithidae.